AUGUUAGUAAAGCUUCUGUGUUUAGCGCUUCUGUCGAUCGCAGCAGCCGGACCGUUGCAGCGUCGUCACGGAGAGCAAAUUAGAGGCGUAAACAUCGGUGGUUUUCUUGUCCUCGAAGCUUGGAUCACUCCUUCUAUCUUUGACAACACGGGCAAUCCAGACAUCGUCGACGAGUGGACAUUCGGCGAGUACCAGGAUAGCGAUCAGGCAGAGGCUGUUAUUAACAGUCAUCUCGACACAUUCUAUACCUAUAGCGAUUUCCAAGAUAUCAAAAACGCUGGUUUGACUCACGUCAGAAUCCCAAUUGGCUUCUGGGCAUUCGAAACUCUGGACACACCAUACAUCAAGGGCAACAGAUAUGCAAAAUUACAGGAAGUCGUCGGAUGGUGCCGCGAUAUUGGUCUCAAAGUGUGGAUUGACUUACACGGUGCACCUGGAUCCCAGAAUGGUCAAGACAACUCAGGACAUCUUAUGGACUACUUCUUAUGGCCUACGGAUCAAAGCAAUAUCGAAAAAUCCUAUUACUAUAUCCAGAUUCUCACUGAUGAAUUCACCAAGCCUGAAUAUGGUGGCAUCGUGGAUGCAAUAGAGCUUAUGAACGAGCCACAAGUAGCAGCACGUCCAUCAAUGUACGAUACUGUCAAAACAUACUUUCAGAACGGAUAUAACAUAGUGUCACCUAAAACAGCUACAGCAAUUGCCGGUGGCUUUAUUGAACUUGAUUCUUGGAAUGAUUUCUUAACAUAUCCUGGCGCAGAAAAUGUCUACAUGGACACUCACAAAUACCAAAUUUUCUCAAACCAGCAGAUCCAUCAGACUGAUCAACAGCGUUUAGAUUCAAUAUGCGCGUUCAAGCAAACGUUUGCAGAGCACACGGCUAAUCAACAUUGGGUGAUUUGCGGAGAAUGGACUUUGGCUUUCACAGACUGCGCAAAAUAUAUCAACGGUAGAGGCAACGGAUCUCGAUACGACGGCAGCCAACCUGGAUCAACUGCCGUCGGCAGCUGUGAAGGAAAGUCAGGCAAUGGAGACAACUGGAGUGAGGAUUAUAAAAAUAGAUUGCGCUACAUGUGGUACACACAGAUCGACACAUUCGAAAAUGGUGGUCGUGGCUACUUCUUCUGGACAUGGAAGAACGAAGACGCUGCAGAUUGGUCUUACAAGCGUCUCCUCGAACUUGGCGUCAUCUCCUAUGAUCCAAACGAUUACCAACACGGUAUCUGCGGAUGA
Messenger RNA from Wallemia ichthyophaga EXF-994, 1230 nucleotides. Its product is annotated as Glucan 1,3-beta-glucosidase A. Gene Ontology annotation, cellular component: extracellular region; cell surface. Gene Ontology annotation, molecular function: beta-glucosidase activity. The transcript has 3 exons. NCBI's taxonomy places the organism in Eukaryota, Fungi, Basidiomycota, Wallemiomycetes, Wallemiales, Wallemiaceae. Bases 1 to 1230 code for a protein of 409 amino acids. Gene Ontology annotation, biological process: glucan catabolic process. The record is from RefSeq and is a predicted model, not a curated record.